Babesia bovis T2Bo is the source of this 2080-nucleotide messenger RNA. RefSeq lists its product as uncharacterized. The transcript has 7 exons. Gene Ontology annotation, molecular function: protein binding. The coding region runs from base 191 to 2080 and encodes 629 amino acids. Lineage: Eukaryota; Apicomplexa; Aconoidasida; Piroplasmida; Babesiidae. The record is from RefSeq and is a predicted model, not a curated record.
CAUUGGUUGUAUACGAAUCCUUCAUGGUAUGAAGGUCAUACUUCCGUGAUAAGAGUUUGAAACUCUACUUUCACCUUCUAUAUGUGAAUGCUGUCUAUAUCAAUGGCUACCAUUUUUGCGAUAUAGUGAUCAAUAUAUAACUUGAUUUAUGUCUGCCAACAAGAAUAGAGGUUGUUUGUAACAUCUUCUAAUGGAAGAUAACAACAAUGUUGUGAUUCCAUCGGCCCUUUUCCUACCAUCGCCUGGUGAAGAGGGAUUUGGCACAGAACGUCGUGUGUUGCGUCUUACCUAUGUCGAAACAGCCAAAAAAAAGUCUUCCAAUGUAGAGAGAUCAUGGGAAAUUCCUACUUAUGGGAGUUGCAUCAUUGGCAACGAAAGUUCGCAAAUAGAUGCUGAUACGUGUUCUUUUCAGUUGGACGUUCCUUACUCUGUCGAUGAGUAUGCUCCAGAAGCGCCACCCAAAGGACGUUUUUCUUUGAAAAGGGCCAUGGAUUCCAUCGAUUCAACAGUUGAAAUAUCUAGUUUUAUCAACACUGGCAUGCUUAUAAAAUGCCUGGAGUUGAUAGGUCCAGUUAACAUGGAUGGUACUAAUAAUAGCAGCAUUUUAAUCGUGUCAAGUUGUCAAAAGACGCCAAAUUGCAAUACGCAAGCUGAUAUACAAUCUGGUUAUUUAAUUAUACACGAGCUACCGAUUAAUCAUCUCUUACAUGAGACAUCAAGCGAAAAUACGACUUUUAAGCUAACCUUCCGUAAACCACACUUUGCAAAAUUGUGCAAAUUAAAGAAAGGAACAUGUGUUGCUUUUGAGUGGAUCAAUCCGUCAGCGUUUUACAAGGUGCAAACUACCAUUAAGGACACUGGGAUUUUAAUGGUUAUUCUCAUGGAUGAUGGAUCUAUAUCCAUGUGCAAAAUACCUUUGGACUUUGCGAAUUAUGCAGAUAAUUUGUCGCCUGAAACGGAGAAUAAAGUUGACACCUCAAAUCUAACUCUAUGGAAAUUCGAUCCAAAAAAUUAUAUAGAAGAUCAAAUGAUUACUUGCAUUGCAAUUUCCCAUCGCAACGAACCUGUUGAUUCCCAAAGUAAGCAUUUUUACAUUAUCCGUAUUCAUUGCUAUUCCACAGAAGGGACUUCAUCCGGGUAUAACCCAGUGGUGACAGUGGUAGGCGGUACCAAUGAUGGAUAUAUUCAUAUUUGGCAUUUUGAGUGGGAACAUCUGGUUAAGGCUGCUCAAUUUGAUUCCCAAGAUUAUUCCGCUCCCUUGAAACCAUGUUUCAGCCAGAGUAUACCUGUAUUCAAUGACCCCAAAGAAUCUUGCGCAUUUCGUCGAUUGGUUUCAGUUAGCUUUUUGCCAUGUCCAGAGUCCUAUACAUUGGCAAUAACAACUUAUUUAGGCAAUGUUAUUGUGUGGGACAUUCGUAACGCUACCCUCGAUGGUGAGAUCUGCGCAUACCAGAGUAUUUACCGUCCUCUCACUAUGUCAAAAUGGUCCGCCAAUCAGCAGCAUCUAAUGAUGGGCGGAUCAGUGGUGAUGACUGUCGAAUGGCAGGUGAAACCUGGAUUGACAACCCUAUCCUCUGAUCGUACCCCAAACAUUUUGUACAAAGGAGCGUUUGAUAACAUAUGUUGGUCCAUGGAUACAACGGCACACCAUACAUACUUUGUUUAUGAUGAUGGCUUAUUUUUAAAAGUGCCAAUCUACUCUGUAGGUCGCCGCAACACCCAAGAUACCAUGAUUACCUACUUGUGGGAGCCUAUUGAAAUUGAAGGUCACGAUCGGGUUGCGAGUGCCAGUGAUAUGCUUUGCACAGAUCCUGUUGAGCAAGCUCACGAGAUUGCCAGGCGUCAGUUUGAACUUGACCUUUCCUUUAUUCUGGAAAACGGCGUUAGAGUGACUUUAAAUGGUAGGGCUCAUCGUGCACGAAAGGGCUCCAAAGCUACCCCCGGACGAUUAAUACGAAGCAAAGCGCUCUCACAUCACUGUGUAAAGGCUAGGGACAUCAUAUUUGAUAAUUUCAGCCUUGCAUUUACUGCGUAUGGCGGCAACACGGGGUUAAUCCACCUAAUGAUUGCUAAAAUGUGA